Anopheles stephensi (Asian malaria mosquito) is the source of this 3610-nucleotide messenger RNA. RefSeq names its product DNA polymerase delta catalytic subunit (gene PolD1). The record is from RefSeq and is a predicted model, not a curated record. Gene Ontology annotation, molecular function: 3'-5'-DNA exonuclease activity; nucleotide binding; DNA-directed DNA polymerase activity. The transcript has 3 exons. Bases 204 to 3482 code for a protein of 1092 amino acids. NCBI's taxonomy places the organism in Eukaryota, Metazoa, Arthropoda, Insecta, Diptera, Culicidae. Gene Ontology annotation, biological process: base-excision repair, gap-filling; DNA replication proofreading; nucleotide-excision repair, DNA gap filling. Gene Ontology annotation, cellular component: delta DNA polymerase complex.
ACACACGUACAAUAAACUGCCAUCGCUGCUUGUGUCAGUUCGGAUCGCGCGCAAAAUAGAGUCCAAGCCCGGUGUUGUAUGCUGAUGUGCUGAAAGGUGAAUGUUCUGCUCCGUUUCAUCGUAUUUUGUACUUCAAAGGCUGUCUCAACGGUGUAAGUGUUUCUUGCUCCUGCUGAAGAGUGUCAAUACAUGCCGGCUGCCAGAUGAACUCAAAGCGUAAACCAUUCACCAAACCCAACGAAGCACCAUCUUCCAGCGGACCGAAAAAGUUCCGCGGCGAAGACGAUGAGGAAGAGUUCGAAAGUUACUUCGAGACAGAGCUGGCCAAUUUGGACGACGAUGCAGACACCGCCCGCAUCGGGCUAGGGCCCGAGAAUGAAAACACUUGCGCGAAAUGGAGUCGCCCGGAACCGGUCCCACUCGAUCCCGGUAAAGAUGCGCUCGUUUUUCAGCAAAUCGAUAUCGAUAACUACAUCGGUCAACCGAUGGCCGGUAUGCCCGGUGCACAGAUUGGUCCGAUUCCCAUUAUGCGUAUGUUCGGUGUGACGAUGGAAGGCAAUUCGGUGUGCGCGCACGUGCACGGGUUUCUGCCCUACCUGUACGUGGCAGCACCGCGUGGUUUCACCAAAGCUCACCUGCCAGAAUUCCGUGCCGCGCUCGAUAAAGCCGUACUGCACGAUAUGCGCUCGAACAAGGAUAAUGUGCAGGAGGCGGUGCUGGAUGUGGAGCUGGUGGAACGGCAGUCCAUCAUGGGCUACAACGGGGAGGAUUUGUUCCAGUUUAUACGUGUUACGGUGACGCUGCCGAAGCUGCUUGCGGCGGUGAAACGGUUGCUGGAACGGGAGCACCUGAUGCCAUCGAUGGAUUUCCAGGACUGCCGUGUGUACGAAAGCAACAUCGAUUUCGACAUCCGGUUUAUGGUGGACACCGGUGUGGUCGGGUGCAGCUGGAUUGAAUUGCCCCCCGGCACAUGGAGCUACCGGCAGAAGGGCAAACAUCCGGCACCGGAAACCCGUUGCCAGAUCGAGGUGGAUGUAGCGUUCAGCGCGUUCAUCGCUCACGAACCCGAAGGCGAGUGGGCUAAGGUGGCACCGUUCCGCAUUCUGAGCUUCGAUAUCGAGUGCGCCGGGAGGAAAGGAAUUUUCCCCGAACCACAGCACGAUCCAGUGAUCCAGAUCGCCAACAUGGUCAUCCGCCAGGGUGAACAGGAACCGUUCCUAAGGAAUGUGUUUACCCUGAAAGCGUGCGCACCGAUCGUUGGUGCGCAGGUGCUUAGCUACGACACGGAACAGGAGCUACUGGGCGAAUGGGCCUGCUUUGUGCGCGAGCUCGAUCCGGACAUUCUCACCGGGUACAACAUCAACAACUUCGACGUACCGUACCUGCUGAACCGUGCCAGCCAUCUGAAGGUGAAAAACUUUGAGUAUCUCGGGCGCGUCACCAACAUCCGGUCCGUCAUCAAGGACACCGUCAUACAGUCGAAACAGAUGGGCCGGCGGGAGAACAAAUUUGUCAACUUCGAGGGCCGCGUACCGUUCGAUUUGCUGUUCGUGUUGCUGCGUGACUACAAACUACGCUCGUACACGCUGAACGCGGUCAGUUACCACUUUUUGCAGGAACAGAAAGAGGACGUGCAUCACAGCAUCAUCACGGACCUGCAGAACGAAAGCGAUCAGACGCGCCGUCGGUUGGCGAUGUACUGUCUCAAGGAUGCCUACCUUCCGCUGCGCCUUCUCAACAAGCUGAUGUGCAUCGUGAACUACAUGGAGAUGGCACGUGUGACCGGUGUCCCGCUGGCCUGCCUGCUAACGCGCGGACAGCAGAUCAAAGUCAUGAGCCAACUGCUGCGCAAAUCGAAGGUCGCCGGCUACCUGAUCCCAUCCUAUCAAAGCUCCGGCUCGGAAGAACAGUACGAAGGAGCGACCGUUAUCGAACCGAAGCGUGGCUACUAUGCCAAUCCCAUCUCGACGCUCGAUUUCGCCUCCCUGUACCCAAGCAUCAUGAUGGCCCACAAUCUCUGCUACACGACGCUCGUCCAGCCCAACAUGAAGGACAAGCUGAGCCUCAGCCCGGACCAGCUAACGCACACACCGGCCAACAAUGUGUUCGUAAAGUCGUCCGUUCGGAAAGGAAUUUUGCCGGAAAUUCUAGAAUCUCUCCUAGCAGCACGUAAGCGCGCAAAGGCCGAUCUUAAGGUGGAAACGGACCCAUUCAAGCGAUCCGUGCUGGAUGGCCGGCAGCUCGCACUGAAGAUAUCAGCCAACUCGGUGUACGGAUUUACCGGUGCCCAGGUGGGAAAGCUUCCUUGCUUAGAAAUUUCCGGCUCCGUCACGGCCUACGGGCGGACGAUGAUCGAGCAAACGAAGCAGGAAGUCGAGCAGCGGUACACGGUGGAGCAUGGGUACGAGAACGAUGCGGUCGUCAUUUACGGCGAUACCGAUUCGGUGAUGGUGAAUUUCGGCGUGAAAACGCUCGAGCGUAGCAUGGAGCUGGGCAAGGAGGCGGCCGACUACGUAAGCGCCAAGUUUGUGAAACCGAUCAAGCUUGAGUUCGAGAAGGUUUACUAUCCCUAUCUGCUGAUCAACAAGAAGCGCUACGCUGGGCUUUACUUUACCCGCCCGGACAGGUACGACAAGAUGGAUUGUAAGGGUAUCGAAACGGUGCGGCGUGACAAUUCUCCGCUCGUCGCGAAUCUGAUGAACAAUUGCCUGCAGAAGCUGCUGAUCGAACGGAACCCGGACGGGGCGAUCGAGUAUGCGAAGCAAACGAUCGCCGAUUUGCUCUGCAAUCGGAUCGACAUUUCGCAGCUGGUCAUUACGAAGGAGCUCGCGAAGAGUGAUUACGCCGCGAAGCAGGCGCACGUUGAGCUGGCAAACAAGAUGAAAAAGCGCGAUCCGGGCAAUGCACCGAAGCUGGGCGAUCGUGUGCCGUACGUGCUGAUAGCGGCGGCCAAAAACACGCCCGCCUACAUGAAAGCGGAAGAUCCGAUCUACGUGCUGGAGAACUGCAUACCGAUCGAUGCGAACUACUAUCUCGAGAACCAGCUAUCGAAACCGUUGCUGCGCAUCUUUGAGCCUAUCCUGGGUGAGAAGGCGGAAUCGAUUCUUCUCCGCGGUGAUCACACCCGGACACGUUCCGUGGUCACGUCGAAGGUCGGUGCACUGGCAGCGUUUACGAAGAAGCGGGACGCUUGUCUGGGGUGUAAAGCACUGCUGGCGGCUGGACAGGAGGGUCGCGCGCUCUGUCAGCACUGUGCCCCGAACGAGGCUUCCCUGUACCAGACGGAACUGGCCGCGCAACGUACGCUCGAGGAUCGGUUCUGUCGCCUGUGGACGGAGUGCCAGCGGUGCCAAGGUUCGCUGCACGAGGAAGUUAUCUGCACCAGUCGCGAUUGUCCCAUCUUUUACAUGCGCACCAAGAUCAAGAUGGAGCUGGAAACGCAGGAGAAGCGCGUGACCCGGUUCGGUGUACCGUCGUGGUGAGCAAGCUCAAUAAAACCGGCCCACGGUGCGUGUGUUCGCUUGAGAACUUAAUACAUUUGUUUUGUAUAAUAUUUGUUUUAAUGGUACACAUUUUUUUAAAUAUAAAAUUAAUGCUUUCUUCGACCUAA